GCGUCGACGGUCAGAUUUUUCAUUCUUGGUCGUCAGUUCAUUUCGGGUGUUUGUUAUGGUUGGUUGGGGUAUCGCAGUUUGGUGUACGGUAGCAGAGGAGCCUUCAGAGCCCUAGAGAUUCGUGCCGGAGAGGAAGAGUAAGGAUUAACUGCUAUAGAAGUGUAAUCCCCAAGGUUGGGGGCUUAUGUUGAAGUUAUAGGGACCGUUAGAGUCACUCGAAACUGCUGGAUGUCAUCCUACGUUGCGGGUUGCAGUGCACGAGAUCAGUGACGAGCGAACUGGGCUACGGUUAAGCUACGCCAAUCGUCAGUUCAAAGAUCGCGAAAUUUGCAAUAAAUAAUCGCACCAGUACACGGGCAAGCUUGCAAUUAAAUCGUACCGUACGGAUAUGGUCUGAGGGCAGUACUCGGUCGAAGAGCAGCUGAACGGGUGGAUAUGUGGCUAGUUCUAGCUGCCAUUUACUGACGAGCGGCAGUGGUGUGUUCAUUUUUCGCGAAUUUUUGACAGCUGCACGUACAUGUACAUAAAAACGGCCCUCAAAACCAGAGCAGAAUAAAAGGCGAGAGUGUGAUGAGCGUGAAGUUCAUGGAAAAGUUAUAGAGCGCAGGGAUGUCUGUCAGAAAGUAAUAGAAGGGGAGAGUGUGGGGCCAAUAAAAAUAAUAUACCGUGCCUGAAAAUAAGAAGAGAGUGUACAUCUGUGUUGUGGAAAUCGCCGCGAUAAGAAACGCGUCAAGUGUCUGUCCAGGUUUGUUUACAGUUUUUUUUGCGCCUCUGUCUUUCCUAACCAGAGAAUUGCUACGAGCCGAGUUGUGUCUUCUGGACGGGAAUAGUCCCUAGGCCUAACGGAGUGUCACAUGAGAUUGUUUCUGCUGAAAACGCAAGGUGUUAUUUUGCGAUAGCAAUUAAAGGGCCCAAGGAAACAAGGUCGCGGUGUAAAUUUCGUUUGCCUGUGUAGCAAGCCUACUGCAUGAGGAAAGUGAGAAACAUCAAAACGAAAGUUGACAGUUUGUAAAUAAGUUUCUCUAAUUAGUUCAAGUGUUUUUUUGCGAAAAUAUGAAAUAUUCGUGAGAAGGAAUUACGUGUAUAGCAUAUACCAAUUUCAAAGGGUUGCGCAAUUAAAAGUUUCCAUAACAUCGGUCUGAAAGAGAUGUCUAGCUCACGUGGAUUACGCUUCUGCCAGAAAAUGCUACCAUUAGCGGUGUGGAGCACAUUUGCACUUUCCGCGAUGCUGCUGGGGCCAGGUCCAGUGGCGGCUAAAAGUGUCGAUCAGCAGGAAUUGCUGAGUUGCGAGCACGCUAGUAAUUUCUUCUCGUCGAUCAACGUCACAAUCAAGCCAGCUAAUAAAAAUGAAGGCAAUGUUUGUGGCGGACCCUGCUGUGAUAGCCAAGUGGAAAGUCAGCUUGAAGCGAAAGCGACGAAAAACUUCGAAAGACUAGUCAAACACCACACCCGCAGCCAGCGGGGCCACUGGGAGCAGACAGUGGAUCUCUACCGAGAUUACCUGCUGCAGCUCUCCCGACAGUCCGAGAACAAAACUUUGAGUCUGUUCUCGACGGUAUACCGUAAGAUGUCCCCCCUAUCGCGGGAGCCGAUUCUGGAGCUGUACGAAACUAUCCGGAAUCAUCUAACGUCGGCAUCGUUCACCGACGACCUUGGUCUAGUCACAGACAAAUUCUUCCGGAAUCUUUUCCCGGUGGCGUAUCACCACGCAGUGGUCCACGCCGAUAAAGAUGUAGACUUUCACAAUGACUACAAGAACUGUCUUAUUCACACGUACGAUGAUCUGAAACCAUUCGGAGAUAUUCCACAGCAGCUGGCAAACUCACUGGUGACUAGCGUAGGUGCUGCCAGUGUUCUACUUCGAGUACUGCGAGAGGGUUCGGAGGUGCUCAACAAACUUGACGAGCUGGGUACGGAAAACCUACAAGAAACCUGCAAAAUAGCUCUAUUGAGGAUGAACUAUUGUGCGAGCUGUAAAAGGUACAACCACAACCACGCGAAACCGUGCGCUGGAUUAUGCAAGAAUGUUAUGAGGGGUUGCUUGAUGCAGUACGUUGGCGUUCUAAACCAGGAUUGGUACACUUUCACGGAAGCCAUCGUCCCGCUAAUAAAUGCCGUUCGUUCGAACGAAGGCAUCGAAGCAGAAAUAAAAGGCAUGGAUGGAAAACUAUCCAGUGCCAUAAUGCACGCCAUGGAGAAUGGACCGCAGCUUGAAGUGAAGGUCAAAAAAGGCUGCGGAACGCCUUCGCUUAUGCAGAACGAUCAUCUGGGCGGCACGUACGAGCAACCAUUGCAGCCGGCUAUGCACAGCAACAAGUGGAUACUGGCCCCCAUCAACGAGAUGCUCCAGUUCGAAAUGACGAUCGACAAAAACAAGGAUCUGUUCCUGCAACUGUCGUCAACCCUAUGUGACGAUGAAGACUACCACAACAACGACGAGGACUGCUGGACCGGAACUCACUACGGGGACUACACGCACGAGGUAGUAUCCACCACGUCCCAGAAGUACAACCCGGAGGUACCAUAUAGUAGCACUGCCGAGCAGUUCCCUCGGGACAGCCGAUUGCAGAUGCUGAUCGACAAGCUGAUUAAUUUAAAAAAUGCGGCAACCAAAGCGAUCUCCAGUAAUGCGUUCAAGAGCGAUUCCGAUAAGAUGCUGUCCGAUAUGGCAGAAGGCUCCGGAGAUCACUAUCGAGACUACGAUUCGGCUGAAGAAGAAGAAUAUGGAGAAAACGGAUCUGGUUCAGGAGAAGGUCCUAAUGCGCGGGGUGGUGGUUUUGGAAUUAUCAAUGUUCAAACCGGAAGCAACUUUACACCACCAGCUGGUGUAGGGCAUUCGAGCCGAAUCUCCAUUUCCUAUGUGCUCACGUGUACAGCAAUACUGUUGGCCAGUUUGAUCAACCGUUGCAGACACUAGACCCAGGUCCGGUAGUAGCAGGCGAACAAUCAGAAGGAUAAACGCAGCUUCUACGUACUCGUUAUCUUCGUCUCGUCUCAUUAUUGCUUCAUUCAGGAAACUCGCGAAACGAAUUCACGCACACGGCGGCUUCACGUGUUUGUGUAAAUGUUUUGUGUGACUGCGAGUGUGUCUGCGUGUGAUAACGCGUGAAAGUCAAAUCGUAGGACUGUAAAGUUAUUAGAAGUACUAGGAUAUAACAAAUCUAUGCGUAGCAAUGUAAAUCAAUUGUACACGUGUCCGGCCUCCCGUGUCGUGCUGAACGAUCCCUUGUUAAACCUUGAGAGAAUACCUGUCUGAACGUGGUAUUUUCGGAACGUCUUUGUAUCUUUGUAACUAUCCAAAAGUGAUAGGAGCCAUAAAUCCUCUGCAGAUUUCAGCCUUUCGUACAUUGCUGCUCCAUAAGCUCAAGCAAUAUGUUGAUACUCUUUGUUUUACUCAAACAUUCAUGGGAAACAUGUAUACUAAAGCAGCUUGCGUUUUUUAAUUGUUUUGCUUCGAUUGGUUCGUAAAGUCAAAAUUGUGAAAGUGUACAAAUUUUACCAAGAAAAAAAAGCAAUCUAAUCUCAUUUACCGUUUUGCAGAAGCUUUAUAUUUUAUUAAUUUUAUUACCAACCUCUUUAGAGUUACGAUCAGGUAUCGCAUUCAGAACCAAGUCGCCAUAUUUAAUUAAACAUUAUACAAUUUUUUAGUUAGGUGCUCGCACACAAAAAUAUGAAAAUACAAUAAAACACACAGCUUGACAGUCGCAUGCCAGAUGAUGUAUACUCCUUUUUAGAUACAAACAUAUUUUGCUUCAUACCUGCAUAAUAGUUUAUCAAUAAUUAUUUCAUUAAACUGUGGGAAUUAAAAGCAAAACAAAUUAUCGCUAAAGUCUGUCUUCUUCUAUCCUUCAAUAAAAAGAAAUGGUUUAAGAUACGGUAGUUAGAACUUUUAAAUUAAACAAAAAACCCUUAUUUUUCAAUGUUAGUUUGAAUAACUGUAAAUAAGUAACGUUAAGAAAUAACAAAACUAAUGGAAACCAUUUAUUGCUAGUUAACAAGAUCUUGUAAAAACUGAUGAACCGCAACGGUGAAAACAAACAAAUUAAUUACACGAAAAUCAAACGCUGAUGUCGACGUGAGAGUAUUAGAAUUUUCAUCCAUCUUCAAGAAGUUUAGAAACAAUUAGCUUUCGUUAAUCCUAUUUCGACUGUUUCUACUUACCAGAAUCAAAUUUUGUAUAUAAAUCAUUCUGAGAACCUACUGCUAGAUGUACGUUUGUAGCAAGUCGCACAGCGACAGUCAGUUGACUCAAACAUUUCAUUGUGGCAUCGUUCACCAAUUGCGUCACGCUUAGACAGAGGUGGCUUAAAAGGUAAACGGCAUCUUUAUAGUCGUUAAUAGCGUUCUCGUUUUAUUUUUUGCAGUAGUACUACACCACUGUAACACCGCACGUAAUCGCUCAAACUCGGACGUAACAAGUCUGUCUCCUCUUCUCACUACAAUGGUGUAGCACCACUGCGAAAACAAAAAUCAAAUAAGAGAAUGAGAAAAGAAGUUGUGGUUUAUUUUAGCCUGACGUAAGAAAUGGAUGAUCUCUAACAGAAUGAAACUCAUCUCAGUAAAAAAAUCGCAGUGGCAAAAUAUUCGCUAGAGAUAUUUUGAUUUCACAAACAAGGCAUGGUAAUACUCAACCCGCGGUUAAAGAUGCUCCGUACUUCGCCCAGGGGCUAUGAGACUGUCGUGCAAAGCUAACAUUCAAAUCAAAUGACUUUCUAUUCAGUUAUAGAUUUAAUAUGUUCGGCUGUCCUUCGAACAGUGAGCAGCAAAUAUUAAAACAGCAACCUAACACCCCUCAACGAAACAGAGAAAUCACUACUUACGUACUAUACUGACUUUCCAAUUUGCCUAGAACAAGGAAAUAAUUAUUGUUUGACUCAGCUAAUAAUUGUUCUUAUUUCCUCGAUAAUCAUAUAUAAAGAUUUAACAAAAAAUUGGCAAUUGUUUAUAUAUUUCAUAUUGUUCUGGUAGCGAUUAAAAGCCAACCGUGCGCGGGAACCGAACCAAGAAUUGGGAGUGCGAAGCGCAGCGAAAGAAUUAACAAAAAAAAAGAAUGUGUUUGAACUAUCUGUGAUUGAGCUAAGGAAAAAAGCAGUUUAUAAGGUUUAAAAAAAAGCGUGGCGUCAUACGAAUGUUUCAGAAAAUGCAAGCAUCGCCAACAGAGGAUAAGACGAUACCUAAUUUAUUGUUAUAAAAAACACAUGUUGUUUGACCGCAGAAAUCUAAAAAUCAUUUGGACAACCAAUACAAGCUAAACCGUAUAAUCUUUCGAGAUGUUCGAGCAUGCGUGAAAGUUGGUUGUUGGUUUUUGUCUUUUGUUUGAACUAGAUCGACUCAACUUGUGGCCCAAUUUGUUCGGUAUUUGGCUUCCAGUGAUAAAAUUUAGGCUUAGGUGUUGAUUUUCCAAAUUUGUUUCAAAAUUUGGCCCAUUGAAGCGAUCCCUCAAACGGAAGAGAAAACUGCACCGCAUCGACCGCAUGCCGUUAGGGUUACUC
This is a messenger RNA of Topomyia yanbarensis, 5492 nucleotides long. It is a transcript of the gene dally, whose product is annotated as division abnormally delayed protein. The transcript has 8 exons. Gene Ontology annotation, biological process: cell migration; regulation of protein localization to membrane; positive regulation of canonical Wnt signaling pathway. The coding region runs from base 1148 to 2917 and encodes 589 amino acids. The record is from RefSeq and is a predicted model, not a curated record. Lineage: Eukaryota; Metazoa; Arthropoda; Insecta; Diptera; Culicidae. Gene Ontology annotation, cellular component: extracellular region; cell surface; plasma membrane.